AUGUACUACAACUGCUGCCUUGGAAACUUCUCCUCCCACUCCCCUGGAGGCUAUCUGCGCUACCCAGGCUCCUUCCAGCCCAGCGACCUGGUCUACAGCACUGAUCUCUGCUCUCCUAGCACCUGCCUGCUGGGCUCCUCUCUCUACAGUGGGUGUCAGGAGGCCUGUGAUGAGCCCACCAGGUGCCAGAUAUUCUGCUACCAUCCAAGGACCUCCCCGCCCUGCACUCCUUGCUGGUCAACUCACACUGGAUCUCUGAGCUGUGGGUCCAGCAGAGGCUACUGCCUGGGCCAUGGAUCUAGAAGUUGCUACUCACUAAGCUGUGGAUCCCGUGGCUUCAGACCCCUGGGCUCUGGAAUCUGUGGCUUCCCUUCCCUGAGCCAUGGAUCCAGAUUUUGCCGCCCAGCAUACGUGGCUUCUAGGAUCCGCCAAACUUCUUGUUACCAACCAGCCUGUAUAUCUGGCUUCUACUGCUGA
Molecule: messenger RNA, 477 nt
Organism: Delphinapterus leucas (beluga whale)
Lineage: Eukaryota; Metazoa; Chordata; Mammalia; Artiodactyla; Monodontidae
Source: RefSeq, a predicted model, not a curated record